Molecule: messenger RNA, 2869 nt
Organism: Exaiptasia diaphana
Lineage: Eukaryota; Metazoa; Cnidaria; Anthozoa; Actiniaria; Aiptasiidae
Product: neutral and basic amino acid transport protein rBAT
Exons: 2
Coding region: 65-1684 (539 amino acids)
Biological process (GO): carbohydrate metabolic process
Source: RefSeq, a predicted model, not a curated record
CGCGCCAUUUUGCUUUCGUGUUGGUCUUUGUUGGCGAGUAUUUCUGUGUUUUGAUCGCAAGAAGAUGUCGAAUGCUGUUGAAUUUAACAGCCUUACGGCUAAUGAUGAAGUUAAAGUCAAGGUAGAACCACCGAGUCGUGCUUCAGAGAAACCUAGUGAUGAAGAAGUGGCAAAAUACAGCAAGACAAGAGUUAUUUUGGUUGUUCUAUUUGGAAUUCUCAUCAUCGCCAUGGUUGUUGCCGCUGUUGUUAUCAUUAUUGUUUCACCAAAAUGUCCUCCCCCUAAAGUUCCCAUCGAUAGAGAAUGGUUUAAAGAUCAGAUAGUUUACCAAAUUGAUGUUAAAUCGCUGAACGACACUGCAGAGAGUCUCGAAUACUUGAACGGCUUGGGUGUGAAGAUUCUUCGCCUGAAUUCGAUUUACCCUUCAACAAAUAAGAAUAAUGAUAUCGAAGAUCAUACUACCAUCGAUAAAUCGUUUGGGACUAUGAGUGACUUUGAGGAACUAGUUAAAAAAGCUCAUGAUAAAAACAUGAAGAUCGUCCUUGACUUCAUCCCUAACCACACAUCGAAGAAACACAAAUGGUUUGUAGACAGUGCCAAGAAGACAGAUUCAGAGAAAAGRGGGUGGUAUGUAUGGCGAAAAGAAAGUAAUAACUGGCCAAGUGUUACAGGGGGAAGUGCUUGGAAUAAAGAGCCUCCUACUAACGAGUUUUACCUCCACCAAUUCGAGGAAGGCAAACCUGACUUGAACCUGCGUAACGACUUAGUGGUCGAAGAGCUCAACAAGAUUUUAAAAUUCUGGAUGGACAAGGGAGUAGAUGGUUUCAGAGCCGUUGAUGUUCAAUACCUGCUUGAAAAUAGUACAUUUUCCGACGAGAAACAAAAAUCCAACUACAACAGGAGUAGUCUAACGUACGACAUGACUGAACACGGCCAAACAUUUGAUCUUCCUGAAAAUGUUGAACUGGUCAAGAAGUUCCGUGAUACCUUGAACAAAGCAAGUUCUCACAAGCUUCUCAUACUUGACCUGAAGGGAAAUAGCAACCAGGCUAAGCAGUUUGCAGAGCAAAGUGAUAUUCCAACCUACUCAGGACUUCUGGAUCUCAAGAAAGGCAGUGAUAUUCCUUUUAUUGUCAACAGGUCUGUCAGUGAAUAUCUGAAGUCCCUGUCUGAUAAGCAGAUACCCAACUUUGUUGUCAGCACAUCCAAGAACCCUGUGGCUGACCGUCUGACUGACCUUGUUGAUGCUAUGAAUGUCCUGCUACUAACUCUUCCAGGUAUUCCAUCUACAGCCUUUGGUCAAGAACUUGGAUUGGCUAGUAAUCAAAAUUACAUGAAUGAAAUAAAAAAUCAGAAAGAUGACGAGAAAUCACACUAUAGUUUGUACAAGGCUGCUGCAAAACUUAGGAAUGAAAAUGGUUUUAACAACACUGACUUCCGUGUUGUUCAUGUUGAUUCUAACAUCCUGGCAUAUGUAAGACAAAGCAAGUAUCUAGUAGUCAUCAACUUCAACAAGAAAGAUGACAAGGACAAUAUUAAUGGUUUAUCUGGCCGGGGUGAGGUAGUUUUGGAUUCUGAGUUUAAGUUAAAUMAAAAAAUUAAGGAUGUUAAUCAACUGCACUUAAAUGCAGGCCAGGCUAUUGUUGUCAAGCUUGAUAAGGGGUUUAAGUAUAUGGAUGUGUAGAUGAUUUAUGUAAUUAUUGCAGUGUCAUGGCAAGUUUGGCAUAAAAAAUCUUCAUCUUCAGUUAAUGAAAUCCAGUAUUGAUUUUAAGUUAUUUCUGGAGUGUGUAAAUGUUUAGGUUGUUGAUUCAUUAGCUAGACCAUUAAGUUAUUAUUGAGUUCUUAGUUACAUGUUUAUUAUUUCAGUUUUUUUAAAAAGUACCAUUAAAUUUCAAGUAUAAGAAUAGACAUGAAAAGAAAACUGAUUAGUUCUGACACAGCAUGUACUAAGCAUGUAGUACCCUUUGGUUAUUGAGUUCAAGGUACUAGAUACAAUAGGUGUAUUGUACACAUGCUAGGUGUAUAUUAUUUUACACCUUUGUAACUGUACAGACAACUUAUUUGGUGUAAAUAAGGCUUAAAAUUAUCCAGUAAGAUGUUUCCAUCAAUUAUUGGGUUUAUUACAGUUAUCAAAUAUUAUAGUUAGAUAACAUAAAAUAAUAUUGGUUAGGGUUAGUGAAGUAUUUAUUGCCAAAUGAUUUUUUCACUAAAUUAGACUCUACAUUAUAGUACAACUAGUUGUUAACUUAUACAAAAAAGAUCAAAUCAAGAAGCAAAUGUGAUAUUUUUAAACGUGAUUCCAAAGAGCUAAUUAUUGUGUAAUGCAUCAUCUAUGCCAUGUGUGUUUUUAAAAAUCCAUACUCUGAUUAAAAUCUAUUGGAUGAACACAAAUAGCAUGUAUUGGCCAAGGAGGGCCAGUUACAAUAUUUUUUAGGUCAAAGUAAUAGUGUCAGAAAUUAUAAUUUUUACUAAGAUUUCUGAAAUAAGCUUUUCUCAAUGUAACAACUGGAAGAAUGGCAUAUUAAUUUCAACAAACAUUGUUUUAAGUUAAUCUAAUAACUACUCAUCCAUGCAAAGGUUGGCUGUCAUUUUUUGAUUCAUUGUAUUCACUAUUUUACUGUAAAGUCUUAAUGAUAAUGUAAAUGUGUAUAUUUUAACUAAUCUGUCUCAAUGAAACCAUCCAUCAGUGAUGCACCAAACCCAUGAACUGACAAGAAGUGUCUAUUGUGGGGGUUUGAACUCUGCACAAACCACCUUACAUGGUUAUAAUUACACAUUUUUCUCUAGUAUGAACAUAUAGAAUAAAAAGCCAGUGGUGUUGUAUCUGUACUCAAAAUUAGAGUAAAUAAUAAAUUCUUGUUUAAUGUUA